Molecule: messenger RNA, 1452 nt
Organism: Trametes versicolor FP-101664 SS1
Lineage: Eukaryota; Fungi; Basidiomycota; Agaricomycetes; Polyporales; Polyporaceae
Product: bifunctional 6-phosphofructo-2-kinase/fructose-2,6-bisphosphate 2-phosphatase
Exons: 9
Coding region: 1-1452 (483 amino acids)
Biological process (GO): fructose metabolic process; fructose 2,6-bisphosphate metabolic process
Cellular component (GO): cytosol
Molecular function (GO): fructose-2,6-bisphosphate 2-phosphatase activity; 6-phosphofructo-2-kinase activity; ATP binding
Source: RefSeq, a predicted model, not a curated record
AUGGUUGCGCCGCUAUACACGACAGCAUCGGGUCUUCUCUUCCAUGCUGGUAAAAUCUUGGUGUGCACCGUCGGACUGCCCGCCCGCGGAAAGACGCAUGUAUCCCGCGCACUUGAGCGAUACCUCCGAUGGACAGGUAUAAAGACCACCGUUAUCUCGCUUGGAGACUACAGGAGAAAGGUGCUCGGUGGUGCCCAGAAGUUGCCCCCAGACUACUUUACAUUGGGAGAGAAGAGCCAGGAGACGAUCAAGCUGCGGGAGACAGUCCUCCAAGGCUGUGAGCAGCAGAUCUGGGAUUUCUUCAACACGGGAGGGCAGGUCGUGAUCUACGACGCGAACAACGGCACGGCUGAGCGCCGCAAUGCUGUGGCGGAGAAGUUCGACAAGGCGGGCAUCCAUGUAGUCAUGCUCGAGUCGCUGUGUGAUAACGAGGAGAUCAUCCUGGCAAACAUUCGGAGCGUCAAGAUAUCAUCUCCAGAUUACCGCGGCUGGGACCCUGAACAAGCAGUUCAGGACUACUAUGCUCGUAUUAAGGACCACGAGAAACACUACGAGCCCGUAGAAGAGACUACUUGGCCGUUUAUUCGAAUCAUUAACGUCGGCGAGAAGAUCAUGGUCAACAAUAUCCACGGCUACCUGCAAUCACGGAUUGUAUUCUUCCUCAUGAACAUUCACAACAACUUCCGCACAAUAUACUUUGCUCGGUCGGGACAGUCACUCAUUGAACACUCUUACAAAGCCGACUCUGAUCUCUCACCCGCCGGCUGGGAGUAUGCGGAACGCCUCAAGGAGUUCGUGCUAGAGCGACGAGAGAAGUCACUGCAGGAGCGGGGGAUCAACCCCAAAGAGCGGCGUCUCGUCAUCUGGUCGUCCGCACGGCGGCGUUCACACCAUUCGGCCUGGCCGUUCCUCACGAAGAACGCAGCCGACCACUCCCCACCUGCCAAAGUAAAGGUCAUCGAACGACCGCAGAUGGCUGAGAUCAACCCCGGCGUAUGGGACGGCCUCUCGCCCGAGCAAGUGCGCAAGUACUACCCGGACGAAUGGGAGCGUUUCGUGAACGACCCCUACGCGUACCGCGCCCCUCGCGCUGAAAGCUAUCACGACCUAUGCGUGCGCCUUGAGCCCACCCUAAUCGAGCUCGAGCGCGAAAAGGAGGACCUGCUCAUCAUCGGGCACGCCUCUGUCAUCCGCUGCAUCCUCGCCUACCUCAUCGGCCUCCCCGCAUCCGAGAUCCCCGCGAUCGAGGUCGCGCGCGGGGACCUGAUCGAAGUUGUGCCGACGUCCUAUGGCGUGUACUCGCAGGCGCAUCACUUCUGGGACGGCCCCGGGCGGGCGGCGUCGGGCAAGGACGAGCACAACUUUUACGAGAACUACGCGGAGGACACGCAGGGGAAGCGCAGGCCUGAGGCGAAGCCGGGCAGCACGGAGCCUGUCCCGGUCGUGGCUUGA